AUGUCUAGCCAGCCUCUUCUCCAAACCGCUCCAGGCAAGCGCAUCGCGCUCCCGACCCGUGUCGAGCCCAAGGUCUUCUUCGCCAACGAGCGAACCUUCCUGUCAUGGCUGAACUUCACCGUCAUCCUCGGCGCCCUGGCCAUCGGCAUGCUGAACUUUGGUGACCGGCCCGCCUUCAUCUCGGCGUUCCUGUUCACCGGUGUCGCCAUGCUCACCAUGAUCUACGCCCUCUUCACCUACCAUUGGCGCGCCAAGAGCAUACGGACGAGGGGCCAGUCGGGCUUCGACGACCGCUUUGGCCCCACCCUCCUCGCCAUUGUGCUGCUGUUGGCCGUCGUCGUCAACUUUGUCCUCAGAAUCGUCUACUCCAGCGGUGAGGGUGGCAAGAAGCACUAA
Messenger RNA from Neoarthrinium moseri, 396 nucleotides. RefSeq lists its product as uncharacterized. Bases 1 to 396 code for a protein of 131 amino acids. The record is from RefSeq and is a predicted model, not a curated record. Lineage: Eukaryota; Fungi; Ascomycota; Sordariomycetes; Amphisphaeriales; Apiosporaceae. The transcript has 2 exons. Gene Ontology annotation, cellular component: vacuolar transporter chaperone complex; fungal-type vacuole membrane.